Molecule: messenger RNA, 24764 nt
Organism: Pelobates cultripes (western spadefoot toad)
Lineage: Eukaryota; Metazoa; Chordata; Amphibia; Anura; Pelobatidae
Source: the annotation of a GenBank genome assembly
AUGCGCAUGGAGGGGAUGCUUGUACGCAUGCGCAGUGCGGCUGCCAUGGAACGCCCUGUAGCUGUCUCCAGCUUCCGGUAUAGCCGCGUGACAGGUUCGGAGAGAGCUCUCUGCUGCCCGGCGGGGAGAGGGGGGCGAGACCCGGAAGUGGCCCGGAGCGAGGACUCACCGAUUCCCAGGCCGGAGUUCGGUAAGUGAUUUCGGUGCAGCGGAUAUGACAGAAUAUGGGGCCUGUCACUGAGCCGGACACACCCUGCUAACCCAGCAAUACUGAGAGUAUACAGCCAGGGGGGGCCAUACUGACAGUAUACAGCCAGGGGCCAUACUGACAGUAUACAGCCAGCCAUAUGACAGUAUACAGCCAGAGCCAUACUGACAGUAUACAGCCAGGGGCCAUACUGACAGUAUACAGCCAGGGCCAUACUGACAGUACAGUACGGCAGCCAGGGGCCAUACUGACAGUAUACAGCCAGAGGCCAUACGACAGUAUACAGCCAGCCAUUAUACAGCUGACAGUAUACAGCCAGAGCCAUACUGAUAUACAGCCAGAGCCAUACGACAGUAUACAGCCAGUACUGACAGUAUACAGAGCCAUACUGACAGUAUACAGCCAGAGCAUACACUGAAGUACUGACAGUAUACGGCAGUAUACAGCAACCAGAGCUACUGGUAUCAGCCAGCCAGCCAGGGCCGCUUACGGCAGUAUACAGCCAGAAGCCAUACUCAGCCACCAUAUACAGCAGGGCCAUACGGCCUACUGACAGUAUACAGCCAGGCCCUGACAGUAUACAGCCAGAAGCAUACGGCAGUAUACAGCCAGGGGCCAUACUGACAGUAUACAGCCGACCAGAUAGUAUACAGCCAGAGCAUACAGUAUACAGCCAGGCCACCUGACAGUAUACAGCCAGGGGCCAUACGGCAGUAUACAGCCAGAAGACAGUAUACAGCCAGCCAUACUGACAGUAUACAGUACUGACAGUAUACAGCGAGGCCAUACUGACAGUACCACAGGCCAUACUGACAGUAUACAGUACUGACGUAUACAGCGACAUACUGACAGUAUACAGUGACGGGGCCCCAUACUGACAGUAUACAGCGAGGCCAUACUGACAGUAUACUACGAGUACCGGAUAGGGAUACUGACAGUAUACAGCCAGUAUAUACUGAGGUGCAGCCAGGUACAGCAGCACUACACUACUGACAGUAUACAGCCAGUAUAUACAGAGGGGUGUAUACAUUUAGCCAGGGGCAUACUAACAGUAUACAGCCGGGUGAUCAUACUAACAAUCCAUACAGCUAGGGGGGGUCAUACUAAGAGAUACUUACACCACUGCCCAUCACUUACCUACACUGCUUUGUGAAUGCUCACUAUGUAUCCCUUUUGGGACUUCUUAAUACUAAAUUAGUGUCUUAAGAGUUUUUGAGUGACCUGUUGGAGAUAGUCAAUUAGGCAAGAUUUAGAACAAUCAGAAUAUUUGAAUUGGUACUGUAACAUAAAAUACUGCUUUUGUGUGCAGUAACCCCUUCUCUGCUGGGCUGCCAGAGGAGGAGGGUUGUCAGGGAGGACAGACUGAGCAUAGCGCAGGGAUGGCAUGGAGAACUCCAUCUGCUAUUGGGGUCUGUUUACCAGUGAAUUGUAGUAAUUUGCAUGGGUCAAUAUUCUUUAACUUUGCAUCUUGGAUGACUGUGUGUUACAUUCACAGCUGAUCAGUCCGAAAAUGUGUAGGUCUACCUCUGUUUGUUCCCACUGUGUUGAUGGAAAGGUGAAAACCUAAUAUGGGAAUUCAUUUUUAUAAUUAAAUUGCAAACAUGUCUGUGCUGCUGAUUAGUCGCAGUUUGACAGACCUCAGAGAGAAUAACUGACUUUAUGCAUAUAAGCUGCCUUGAUUAGUGCUUUUACGAGCACUAAAUCGUCUCCUUGUGUACUCAUGAAAAUAACUAUUGGAACCAUUUCCAACCCUAUUGGUGCAGCUCCUUGCAGCACUUUUGAGGUCUACCUGCGGCUCGCAGGGUGGUUCGGGUGUGCAGGAGAUAGCCAAUUCUUCUACCUGGAUUUCCUUGAUUUCCUGGAGUGCCGUAAUACCUGCUACCUCUCGCCAGUGAGGGAUAUCUGAGUACUUAAUGGUGGUGUUGCGGAGAUCCCUGAUCAACUCUGGUGUUACACACUCACCAAGGUGGUGGAUGCCUUGUGUUUCUUCAAAAUUGGUGGCUUACUAUCUUCUUCUCUGGAGAGGUUUGAUGCGCCAUUUGUUGCUUUUUUGCUAAAGCUCGACAGUGGUCGACGUCCUUCCAUAAACAGAGAUACUGGGACACAAGUGUCCACCAACCCGCGCAGGCUCAGGACCCCUUGCAGAGAUAAAAGGCCUUUGCUGCUCAGUGUGUCAUGCUGACAUCAAGAGGUCCUGUCUUGGGGGGCGGGGCCUGACCAGCAUUGCAAACGGUCGUACAUAGCUUGAGUUCUAGGAGAACACUUGACAAUAUAGGCCGUUUUGUUGGCUCUUUCACCACAAAUUUGGCUUUACAUGACCCUGCUAACUCACAGCACACCUGGAACUCUCUCAGCAUGUUUUGAAGCCGACAUUGCUACAGCUGCUGGACAGCAUCAUCUUGCAUCCUAACUGCGGCUUGACUGUACGGAGGUGGCCAAUCCCUCAGCACAAGUUUCCGUUGGACCCGCGGUGGACUGCUCGAUCUUCCCGGGAGGCGAUGGGACCAGUGUCCACCUCCUCUUGACCCCUCCAUCGGAGAAGAGGACUGUCCCAAGACAAGCAGGCUCCUACACACCUCUACAGAGAUCCUGCGGACUCUCUCUAAGGGACACCCGUAGCCAGUACCCAUCAGGAUCCCCUGCCACACCACUGGAGAUGCAGAGGCAUUGGCUGAGCGACUCACUUAAGCUAGGGUCCCUCACCUUCACUGCAUUAUCUGCGUCUUCCACUCCACACCUGCAAGAGAGUAGAUCCCAUCAGCAUGAAGAAGAAUAGGAUCCAAAAAGCGACUAAAGAUCUGACCUGUCAGCCUGCACCUAUGUUCUGUGCCAUGCAGUAUGCCAUGGUCCUGAUCUAUGUUGCCUGUAUAUCCUCUGUUUGUUACAGCUGUAGUGGAGUACCAAGCGUGCAUGUUAACACUUGCACAAUAAAAUAAAGAUUUUUUUUUUUUUUUCAAAUGUCCCGUCUUUACCCUUCUCUAGGCAAUGGUCUUCCAGAGGGGAUCCCCCACUGCAUCGCCGAAGCACUAGUACGAGCCAUGAAAAUAAGAAGGGGACAUAGUACAGCGCUACAGAAUCUGAUGGCGCUAUAUAAAUAAUAAAAUAAUAGGCUUUGCUUGGAAACCAGAUGCCGCUUUAAAACCAUCUAUACCAGCGGUUGCUGGGGAUAGUUACACACUGCGGAAUAGACUAGUGCUAUUGCCAGUUUUGCUGCCUGGAAGCCAGCCAGUGGUAUACCUCAUGUGCAUUUGGGACGUGACUUAUUAAAGGUGUUUGCCUUCGUUCUUAAUGAAGAUUUACGCUAGUCGCUUUCUGACAUUUUAAGGCUGAUCAGUGUCCCUUGCAACUCCUCUCGCAUUGCAAGUUUUCCAUAGGUAUGUGUGUUCUGUGUUAAACGCUCUCCUUACCUUGGAGACACGACAAGUGAUACUUGUGUAUGUUGUUGAGCUUGGGAAUGUCCAGAACACUAUUUACUACUAUUUGUUAUAAUUUUUAAAUGUGGUAUUUGUGUUUAAGAGUAUAUGUUAACUGUAUGAUAAUAUCCUUACAAAACUGUCUGUAAAAUCUUUGUGAAGCGCUUAAUUCUCUUAUAAUUUUAAAAGGUGGUAAUUGUCGUUGGGCAGGUUGGCAAAAAAGUCUUAAGAUGUUUAUAAAAUGAUCUAAAAUAAAGAAAACUCUCCCCAACCCUUAAGGGGACACUCCAGGCACCCAGACCACUUCUGCCCAUUGGAGUGGUCUGGGUGCAAACUCCCACUACCCUUAACCCUGCAACUGUAAAUAUUGCAGUUUUCAUAAAAACUGCAAUGUUCUCAUGCUAUGUGAGGACCUCCAGCGUCGCUAAAAUCCCCAUAGGAAAGCAUUGAGGCAUUGCCGCGCAUGCGCAAUCAGGUCUCAUCCCGGCAGCCGCGCAUGCGCAAUCGGUCGGAGGAGCGUGGGCAGACCCUAAACCACCGCCGAGGGACAUUGGCGGUGGUCUCGGGUAAGUCGCUCAAGGGGUUUUUACCCCUUCAGCAACAUGGGAUGGGGGGUGGGAGGGAGAGGAGACCUUGUUGUGUAGAGUGCCCUUUUAUCUUUAGAAGUUGUUCAAUGGUGUAAACUUUGUGUUUUAAACCAUUUUAUUAGUUUAAUAAUGUUGAUUGUCUGCUGCUACUUUUAUGACUUUUUAUUGCUGUACUGACUGUAAAGGCAAAGUGUUUGAUCAGCUAGUAACAGCAAAUUAUUAACUCACUGUUUUAAUUAUAAUAUAGAAUACGUUUUCACCCACAUUGCAAAAGUCUGGUAACGCGGCCAAACCGGAUAAACAAAUCCAACUUGGCUUUUACUAAAAUAAAAUAAAAAAUCCUAAUUUGGUUUUAAAGGAACACUAUAUUGUUAGAAAUUCAAAACUGUCCUAAAACUGUAUUCCUAACACUAUAAUGUCCCUCUGACCCCAUGGGGCUCCUUGGAUGGAUUGCCCUGCCUGGAUCUGCCUUGCCUUGGUUUAGAUCUCGUUUACUCAGCCCAAAUCCCAACAGGUAUUGCUAGACUGAAUACCUCAGGCAUCAAACAGAUAUAUCCAGUAAGUAACAGUGAAACAACUGCCAAAUAUCUAAAACUUCUAGUCAAACAUGCAAUAAAUGUAGUCCCUUGCAGACACACUGCCUCUUUAAUCAGGGACUCGUAAAACUGCUGCUUAUAUUCUCCAUAAGCUUCUCCUACUACGUCCUAUUAAAACCACAUAAUACAGAUUGAGAACCUCUGUGUGUUGUGCGCUCAAAGCUACAAGGAUGCUGCAUUUUCUUAAUCUCAAGAGCUGCUGGACCUUUUUAAACUUAAACUGGUCCGAAGUAAUGUGCAUGCAUUGAAUCCAUGCUUUCCUAUGUGGAAUUUGAAGUAGUUAGAUGUCCUCAUGCAAAACGUGCGGACAUCCAACGUCCUUUCUUCUGUUAAGGAGCAGAUAGGGUCUCAAGUGGCUGGAAGACAGCACCUGGAGGUGGAAUUAAAGGGAUACUAUAGUACUCGCUCCCCCAUCCCCCACCGCUUGUCACUUAUCGAUGUGCCUUGUUGAGGGUUCAGGCUACGCUUCUGCACUCGCAUUGGUACGUCCCCUAUUGCAGGGCUGCCCAACAGGUAGGUCCCCAGAUGUUGUAGAACUACAACUCCUAUGAUGCAUGCCUCUAAAAUGCUUUUAGAAUGACAAAGCAUCAUGGGAAUUGUAGUUCUACAUCUGGGGAUCUACCUGUUGGACAGCCCUGCCCUAAAGGAAAUCAUUGUAUAAUGCUUUCCUACAGGGUUUUGGAUGACGCUGGAUGUUCUCACGCAGAGCAUUAGGACGGCAGACAACCAAAAAUCACCUAACCACCCGGAAGUCUGGUAGACAGGCACUGGUGGUGGAUUUAACCCUGCAAAGUAAUUAUUUCAGUCUUUCAAAAACUGCAAUAAUUACAAUUGCAGGGUUAAGGGGCUUAAUGAGAUUUUUGAAACAUAAAAUCGGGAUCUUCUAUAAAUUGGAUAACAGAAAAGCAGCCAAUGUCAUAGACACCUUCAGUGUUGCACAAUUUCAAGUCCUAAAAGUACUCUCUUCUUCACAUAUUGUUAAUAUUAAAGGAACACAUUAUAGGGUCACAAACAUGUAUUCCUGACCCUAUAGUGUUAAAAACACUUAGGAGGCCGACCCCCCUUUAAAUAGGAUAGAAGCUCACCAUUAUUCCAGCACUGCUGGCCCCGUCCCGAUAUACCUACUUGACUGAGAUCAUCAUAAUUGACAAUCUCAGCCAAUCCAAUGCUUGAAAGGCAGUGUUUACAUGAAAAGGCCUACAAGCACAGGCAAUAGACGACAGAAUAACUACAUUAAGCUGUAGGUUUUUUUGGCGACUUUAGUGCCCAUUUUAUAAGAAUCAAUGGUCCCACACUAAACCGGUCCUGAUGAAUGCUUCCACUAAACUGAGCCUGAUCUCUUAAACCACUGCUGGACAUUUGUUGAACACGACUAUUGAAAUAAAAAAGGGGGGAGGAGGGGGUGGUCUGGGAAGAUUCUCCUCCAGACAUGGCUUGGCUAUAAAUCCUGAUGUUUUUCAGUAAACACAAUAACUUUAAAACUGAAUUUAACUUCAGCCUGAGAGCAUUUCCCCUCGAUAACAUUUGAGCUUGUUUGCAUGAAAUGCCUUUUCGUGUCAUUUGAUGGCGACACUGGUCGUGCUGUGGUGGUCAUUAGAUUUUUAUUUCCCACGAUCUGUUCCUAUUUAAAUGCAGGCGCUGUUCAAGCUGGUAGAGAUAUGCAAUCAUGUUUGAAUCACAGGUUUAUCAAGUCACCAUUUACCGUAUGGGCUUAGCCCUUACUUUGAAAUAUGUGUGCGCCUGCAUGCUUUAACCUGUGUAAAUGAAUCACGAUUGUUUGUUUGCACAGGGCUGCAGAAUAUACUGGCAUGUGAUGAUUAAGCAAUUAAUCCGGAUAAUAUUAAAUGUACACAGAUGCCACUAAAUCAGAUACAUCUGAUUUACUUAGAAUUCUAAAUCUAACUUUGUCAGUAAUUUUUUUUUUUUUUAACCUAAUCAUUAAAAUACUCAGGAAGGAGAGGGUCAGUUGCAGCUUGGUGAUGAAAGAUGUGUUAGGCUGUUCUGCAGAUAGCAAAAGGAAAGUAUCUACGUCAUGGGAAGGGAAUGUUGGGGUUUCUUCUGUUCCAAUUGGAAGUGUGUUCGGAAAUUCCGAUUGAAUGACAUUGGUCUUUGUCAAACAUCUCUAUGUUCCGGACUGCAUUAGCACAUUAAAACCGUGCAGCAAACCUUAGCGUCCCAUGCUCUUGUAAGUAUCCUAUUUUCUUUUACCGUUUUCUUAUUGUGAAUAGAAGGAUAGAUGAUGUAUUUUUCUGAUAAAUAGCAGUCAUUGUUUGAAGGUUAAUCAUGCUGUCUUUGUGUGGAUCAUAUCUUUAAUACUAAUACAAGUCUACAGGGUAAUGAGUCGUAUCAGACGCAAAUCUGAGAGCGCGGUCUAACUGACAGCAGUAACUGUAAUGUUGUUUAUUUGUCUGUUACUUGGUUCUGUUAUUAUGUAAUCCUAAUUUAGCAGGUUCAUUCACUGAAAUGGAAAUUAACUGGGGCUUAUGCAAGUUUCAGGACAAAAUAUCCAAAUUGAAAGAUUUAUCCAACCCAACUAUUUAUCAUCUAUGCUGUUAUUACCUAAAGUUUUUUUAAGUUUCAGUUAUUGUUUUAGUUGUAUAACUGGUUAUUUCCCAACAAUGCCCAGUUUAUUUAAUAACUAAGGUUAUUUGAAUAUUUGGGACUCAUCUGGAGAAUCAUUACUAUUAGACAAAAAUAGCCAAUCUGGAAAUACAAUGGAUUUGGGGGGUCUAUUCCCCCAGUUUAGCUAUUUUGUCGUCGAAUUUGCAUUCCCUGGUGAGUUCCUGAUGAUGUUAAGUGAAUAAGCUUAGUAUGUCUUUUAUGUAUGUUUGCAUCCUUGUUAGCCGUUGAAUGGCUGUUUCUCACAGUGUCCUUUACUGCACAGCUGCCAAUCUGCAUACUGACAGUUUCAGAAUAAAUAGCAUAACAGGUAUAAAGAAAUUUAAUUUAAAAGAAUGUUUUAUUGCAAAUAUGAACAUAGUAGAGAAUAUCGAAGGACUUCAAAGUUUCUCAAAAUUAGGAAUUAUGAUAUGCUGCUGCAAUUCCCCCUUCAUGACAGGGCGGUCUUUCACCCCCAGAUAGAGCGGCCUUCAACCCCCAAACCUCUCCACUGUGAGUGAUAGAGAUACUUGGGACCCAGUCAUUACUCUGAUACAGGGCAAAAGGGGGUUAGUCUUUAUUUUAAAGUUGGUUGCCCUCUCAUUCUUAAUAAAACAAACCCUUCAAUUGCAGGUUUAUAGUGUGACCAGGGGGUCUAAAUGCAUUUUUAUGAGUGGGGGAGGAGAGGGGGGCUGGCAGUUCACUACACAUUAACCCUCCCUGCUCACUCACGAUUGCUGUGGAUGCUGGGGGCAGAUAUGCACAGCAUUACUAUUGUAUGUGCCUGUCAGCACUUCCCAACAUGCGUUCAUUGUCUGGGAGCAGUUUGGUAAAUUGCUGUGACUGACAGCUUCAGUCUAAGCUGUCCGUAUCGGCAUCUAUCGGUAGAUUGUGGUGUGCGUGUUUGCAGACUGUGAUCUAAAAUCCAUGACAGGCAGAGACUAUUACUUGUCCUAUGAAGGCAGUAUUAAUCGAUAGCCCAACAUCUCCUGCUCGGAAGUAAUUUUUGUACGGUAUGUAAUGUCCUCAGACAAGCAGCAGUAGAGUUCUGCCCAAGCUGGGAUGUGUUUCCACCUAUCAGAACUCUCUCAUUUGGGGUUUUUGGGAUCUGAAAUAAAAGGGUUAGUCCAAUCACCGUGACUUCUUCUGUGAUUAUUUAAAGUGGUCACGGUUAAGAAUAGACAGAUUCAGUUAUGCCAAAUAUCAGAUCCAAUAUUUAGCACAUUUCCGAUAAUCGGUAGGAGUCUUUCAAUUUACCAAUAUUACCAGUCACUGCAUACAAUCUUCCUUUUUCGGAAACUUCAGCUGCCAGCCAUGGAGGUGCCACAUUGCACCUCACGUCACCCCUUCACUGUGAGUACCUACAUGCGAAACUCUGCUGAAAGCAAGGAGGAGAGACCAUGAAUAAUCUACUGUAAUGUACAAGGCUGCCUGCCUGCCUGAGAGUGACAAGAGUGUGAUUCCUGUCAGCAUGUUGAGUUAAUGCCAGAUUUGUGUAGAAACUGUUGCUUUUGAAAAACUUUACAUGUACAGAUUAUCAGCACAAAAGGCCACUGAUAAUCCGUAUCCGCUCUGGUAUAAUAUCAUCUGUCGAUCCCUAGUCAUUGUGUCUGCAGUCUGUAUGUGCAGCACUAUGCACAUACAGAGUUUAACCACUUAGCUGCCAGAGGUGUAACUACACCUCCAGUGACGACUUUAGCCAGCUAAUGUCAACUCUGUGCAAAAUUGUCAUCUGACGCCAGCACACACAGCAUGCUGGAGCCCGGCAGCCAAUGGCGUCGUGGCCUUCGCUGACAUCUCUCCUUUAAUAAUAAACCCCACAAUAAACUUCUUAUACCAUAACCGAGACAGUAAGUUUCCAUUGUUAUGGUGAUGAAGGUUCAUUUUAAAGUUUGCAUGCAAUUAACUUCCACUUCCUGACUUUUUAUAUAUAUAUAUAUAUAUAUAUAUAAAAUUAAUCUUUUUAUAACCUUGCCACUCUAACUCCCACCAGAUCCAGCCAGCCAGAUAGGGCCAAUAUGACUUGCAUCGUACUGAAACUGGAAUAAACUUAUACAGGGAAAAUCCAAUUACACUUUGUAACCUGCUGGUCGUAAUCCAAACUAGAAUUUUCUUUCCCCACAAAAUUAAGUAAAACUUUUAAAUCAAAAAACACAAAACUUUUUUUUUAAUAAUUUAUCUAAAUAAAAGGAAAAAGCUACCAAGUGAUAGGUUGCCUUUCACGUCAUUUAAUUUUGAACUCUUCGUUAAUAUAUGCUUCAGAUAUAAAUCUUUUACAAUCUUUUAACCGUUUAUGGCAUUACUAGCCCAUGACUGCCAAUUUCAGCUCGUAAGAUUUCUUUUUUUUCCUGUUUGUCAUAUAAAGUGGAUUUAAUGUAUAUAUUAAAACUUAAGGAAACCAACAACUAAAAAAAAAUAAUCUUGGCACUACCUGUUGGGUCUGAAAAUAAAAUAAAAAACGUCUACUGUUUGAGAGUUAAUAACAGGCUGUACAAAGGGCAGAUUGCACGGUAUUUUAAUUUCUUAGGUCUGGUUUUCCCCUAUUCUAUCUAAAACUAAACAGGCUCACUUACUACAGCAUGACAUCAUAUACUUUGUAGAAUGUGUACAACAGUAGUAGACACGUAGAGUGCAUUGCAUGUGUCUUCCAAUGGGAAAUUCCAUCUCGGAAAUUCUCUGUGGGCUGGGCUGAAUGAGGAAUACAAAUGGAAAUAGCAGAUAGCAUGCUGCAUAUGGUACAAUCCUGGCAGGUAGACUGACACACAUACUGGAAGAUACAAGUAACUCUGUGAGUACAGUAUGCGUGUAGCAUGGAGCGAUUGUAAAUAAAUAUUCAGGAAGCGUAGAUCUUACAUUUUAUUCUGUAGGUCCAUGUGUCUGUAAUCCUGCCUUGUUCUGCUGUGCUGCGAAUAUGUAAUCUAUUUAUUUAUGAUGGGUCACGUCGUUUGAGGGGUCUGUUAGAUAUCUGAAACAUCAUCCAAGGAAUGUCAGAAAAUACUCAGUCUUUAGAUUUUCACUCUGGGCCUAGAAGUAGAAUUUAUGGAUGAGCAAAAAAAAAGUAAUUGUAAAGUUUAUUUUUUAAGUGUUGUUUUUUUUUUUUAUUUUACUAUUUUUUUAUUUUAUUUUUUGUAUAUAUGUUUUCAGUAAUAUAAUUACCAAAUUAAGGGGGAGACAUUUGUACUUUUUAGUUAAACACAGACUCGCUUUCUUAAAAGCAAAGUGUAAACAAGGUACACUUUUUAGAACAUUAAUGUGGAGCGUUUUCUAUUUGUUUACAAUUUAAAUCUUAAUAAUGCGAUUUUUGUCCAUUGCAUUUAUUUCCAGUAAUCCAGGCUGGGAUUAGCAUAUUAUCACUUCACAAUGAUUGACGCGUUCUUUACUUAAUACAUUAAUUUUCCUACUUAAAGAGGUGUAUCGUUUUAUCUCAGGUAUUGACUAAAAUGGAACCAUAUUUAAAUUUAACAUAACCGUGACAAAAAGGCAAAGUGGUAAUUGCUGAGAAUUUGCUAGAAUUGCUAGUGAAUCUUAAAUUUAAGGCCCGAAUGGAAGUAUAGUUGACAUAAUUUUCUUGUUCUGCUAUCUUGGCCUAAAAUUUUAAAUUCACUUGGUGUUCUCUGAAAUCUCACUUCAGUAAAUAAUCUUGAGAAUCUUGAUCUCUAAGACCCAUGUAAAGUAGCAUAAUUAAUAUUAUUAAUGUGUUAUAUAUUUUUUUUAUUUUUGAAGAUGAACUAUGUCCGCUUGUGAUGUACUAAGUUUGCAUGCCUAUUUAAAGCGUUAACAGGCAUGCUAAAAUUAGGAGUAUAGUGGUACAGCUAAGGUUAAUUGUAAGGGUUUAGUUUGGUUAGUAGUUAAUUAGAGAGAAUACAAUUGUCUGCUUUGAUUAGGUAAAUUGUGAGACCUGUGUGCUGUUUUGAUGUUUAUCUCACAUUUUGUUGCACUCUGUAUAACAGGUAUGAAAAGUAGAGAAGAUUGAGCUCCCUUUUACCAGCUGUUAAUGGUGCUGAGCCAGCCCAGAGUCCCGUUACUAUGAGUCUCAUGAAUACCAGGACCAGCUUAGACACAGGGGAUUCGGAGGACGCCUGCUGUGGAGCCAUGGCGAAUGCUUGUUGUAUCAACUCGAAGGAGGACAUUGUCAGCACCCCGGGCGGUACACCUGUUGGGAACCCAAUGAGUCUUGUGAUGGAAGAGGUGCAAGGAUAUGAUGUGGACUUUGAUCCUCCUCUCGAAAACAAAUACGAGUGUCCCAUCUGCCUGAUGGCACUUCGGGAGGCUGUGCAGACUCCUUGCGGUCACCGAUUCUGUAAAGCUUGUAUUAUGAAGUCUUUAAGGUGAGUCAUGUUCGCUCUGUAUUGAAUGCAUUUGUCAUUACGUUUUGAGUAACAUCCCAUACCUUUUACAAUUUAAGCUUGUUAAAGCUGUCAUCAACUUGUUUUCCUUUAUGUCCCACAUAUCAUGUAAUAUUUGUUUUUUGCCUCUCAUUGUAAAGUACUAAUCUAUAAGUAGAAUAUAUCGGGGUGUGUGUGAGUAUAUAAAAUAUUUCAGCGGGCAGAGGCAAUGUCAUACAUGCAGUUCAUUUACGUAAGGAAUAAUGCACAGAUGACAUUUGUGUAGUUUCAGGACCCUUAUUUCGGGCAGGACUGAGAGUUGUGGGAGUUAGGUUCCUGAGCAGCAGCUACCACAUUUUACCUGCGGCAGCUGAAAUAGCCCCUGCCAUGUACUGUAGCUCCCACUGAGAAUAAAGUCAUCCCAUUAACCUCUACACUACCAUUAACCUUAAAGGACCACUAUAGUGCCAGGAAAACAUACUCGUUUUCCUGGCACUAUAGUGCCCUGAGGGUGCCCCCACCCUCAGAGUCCCACUCCCGCCCGGCUCUGGGGAGAGAAAAGGGGUAAAACUUACCUUUUCUUCCCAGCUGGGCGGGGAGCUCUCCUCCUCCUCUCCGCCUCCUCUCCUCCCAUUCGGCUGAAUGCGCACGCGCGGCAAGAGCUGUGCGCGCAUUCAGCCUGUCUCAUAGGAAAGCAUUUCCAAUGCUUUCCUAUGGACGCUUGCGUGUUCUCACUGUGAUUUUCACAGUGAGAAUCACGCAAGCGCCUCUAGCGGCUGUCAAUGAGACAGCCACUAGAGGAUUUGAGGGCUGGAUUAACCCAUUUAUAAACAUAGCAGUUUCUCUGAAACUGCUAUGUUUAUUAAAAAAUGGGUUAAUCCUAGAGGGACCUGGCACCCAGACCAUUUCAUUAAGCUGAAGUGGUCCUAGUGCCUAGAGUGGUCCUUUAAGCAUUCACUCUGCAUACUGUCACUGAGGUACACAACUACCUUCAGACUCUAAAUUGUAGUUUAAUGACACAGCACAGUGAGGAUUUUAUGGCACUUGACAGGGCUGACUUUCUACUCCCCAAUAGCUAGUGGGCACGUGGAAAAUUUCAGCCAUGUGUGUUUAUUUUGAAUCGGUAGCACUCACUGGACAUUUAGUUGAAAAAUCAGGUUUCGUCCUGGCCGUGUGGAUUGUUGAGAAAGAUUCUUUGCUUAGAUGACCGAUACUGUGUAUCUACAAAAAGGACUCCUCAUAGGCAGUUUUUACAUCUUUUAACACUUCUGAAAACUCCUGGCUUAUACAAAAUAUGGAGAUUUGGUUAUACUGUAUGAAAGCUAUACUUUAAUUUUUGGGAUUUUUCCUUUUUUAUUUUAUAUAUAUUUUCCUACCAAGACCCAACAAAAUAACUUUUUUUGGGGGGGGGGCGGGGAAGGGGAGAUCUUUCUUCUUGCGGCCAUAUUUCUUUGGCUCCUGGAGACUUCAUCUGCCAGGAUUGUUUUCACUACUGCAUUCUCGCGCAUAUGCAAGAGUGUAAAAUGAGGUCUAUGGAGGAGCUCUUGAAACUGUGAGGUCUUCCAUAGCUUUAUUCAGACUUACACUUGACUUGUCCUAUCAGCAAUCAUGACAGAAGGCUUAUGGGAAACGGUGGUGAAAACUGCUCACUUUGGCAAUGAUUGGAAGAUACAUAUGGAAACGCAUUCCCUUCUUUGUCUCAUGUAUAUUUUUUAUUUGCUUUGGAAUUUGAAAGAAUUUCCAACAUGGAAAAAAGAGCUUUUCAUGCAGAUCUUUAUAAAGAGGUCAAAUGUGGCAAAUCGACUUUAAGUACACAGUGUGUACAACAUUAGAUCUUGUGUCUGACCAUUAAUGCAAAAUGAUUUUCUGUGAAUUGAGGGACAUUGACAAUUGAAAUUGAAAUUCUGGCAUAUAAAAGUAGAAAUUACUGCUCAUUUUUCAAGCUUCCGUUUAUACAGCACCUAUCAGCAACCAUACAAUAUUGUCUUCUGCCUGCUCCUCAGGUGCCAUAUUGUUACUGUCGGCCUCUGGGCAAUCUAUCUCCAGUAUCCGCAUUAAUAAAGAAAGGUGCAAUUUUAUGUCUAAGAGAAGGCAAUCCACGUAAUCCAUAAAAACAAAAUUCACUUUAUUUCCCAAAUGUUGUUAUAUUAUAAAAAGAAUGUAUGUGCAAAACAAAUCAUAGGCCUACAGAAAUAAAGGGGGCCAUAGAUCAAUCUAUUUGUUUCAUAUAAUUAUACUAUAUCAAGUCUAACCUCACCAUUUUAACACCAGUUCAGUUACAAAGUGUAUGAAUAGCUUGUAAUUCAAAUCCUACUUCAGAGGAAAACACCUCUGCGUGAUAUUUCUUAUCUCUGUUUAAGAGCGCAGAGUGAUGAUAUCAUUAUAUAUAAAGUGAACACAUAGUUAGACAAUGUAUAAAAUUAUAUGAUCGUAUACAAAAUGUGCAUAAUAUUAAUAAUAAUAAAGCGAUACACCUCACAAAAAGUGUUAGACCAAUUAGCGUGCUUUAAAAACCAGGCUAAAACAUGCAAAACUGUUCUAUACAAUUUUACAUCAAUCUUAAUGUGCAUAAUCUGGAGAGAGAAAACAUGGAGCCUGUAACAAGGUGAACACAAAUGUAAGAUUUCUAGCUAACAAGUGAAAAUGCAUGUCCAGAAUGAAUAAUUUGGAAAAUGUCACUCAUUGUGCCCCAGCAAAAAUAAAGUAAUUUUCCAGAUACUCUAAUCGUGGUACCCAUUCUCCUACACAACCAAUUCUGUUUAAAGUAAACCUCCAAAAAAAGGAAGAGAGAAACAUAUGAACAGCAUGCCAUGUUGUCAUAAGGGGAAUAUCAUCGCCAUAUGUCUGUGUAAAUUACAGUAUGAAGUUAAAGUAGCGUUCCGAGCUCUGUAACCAUUUAAAGCAUGCACUGUAGUAGUUAUGGUGUUAGGAGUGCCCUGGAGCCCCCUUCCAUUGUAAUGAAUGGCUUUUUACCUGAGGACCUGCCAGGCUCUGCUCCCUGAAUCCACUACUCCAGCCAAAGAGCUGGAGAUCCUGUUUAGGGACUUCCACUAGCUCUGCUGAGCUAAGACCUGCAUUCAGCUGAUAUCUCUCAACCAGCGAGCUAAUCCCGGCACUACCGGGCUCAGCACAGACAGAGAGCUUCUGGUAGGGGAGGUGGGGAGCGGUGUCCAGUGGAUCACAGGUAAGAAGGCAAACUGUUCUAGAACAGUUUGACUACCUACGGGGGAUAAUACAUCAUGUGGGGACUGGGGCUUUAUUUUUAUUCAUGGUUUUUAGUCACCAGCAUAUUUAUUUCAGUAUGAUUGUUAUAUGAUUUGCUUCGCUGUCUAACUCACAUUAUGUGUGUACAAGACUUUUGCACAAAUGCUUUUCAGCUUGUAUGUACGCAUCAAAUGCCUUUCAUUCUGCACCCAAACAAAUCAAUCUGCCUGGGAUUUACCUGUGGAUUCUUAUUCAACAAAUACGACUCCACAGGUUAAUCCUGGACUUCUCAAUUCAUCUAGGCGCAGAUUGAAAUGAGUUUGAUUCUUUUCGCACACAAGCUGAAUCGCGUGUGUGCAUUUAGCAUUUACCCUUUGUCUAAUGAUAUAAUCACCACUCUGUUCUCUUAUUAAUGAUAAGGGUUGAUAGUAAGCAAAAGGUGUUUUGCCUCUGAACCAGGACUGGAAUUAGUACAGCAAUUAGUACACCAAUGGGCCAGUGCUACAACUUAAAAAUGAUAUGAAACCUGUAGAUUUAUAGCGAACCAUUGAUUACUGAUGAAUUAGCUUACGUAGAUUGUCUGCGUUACGGAAUUGACCUUUUCAAAUAGUAAAACGGUAAAUUUUCACCAAUUCAGCUUCUUUUCCAUCUUUGCUGUUGUGACCUAGAAUUUGCAAUUCACAGUUUAGUGAAUAACCCCAAAUUUUGGUGCCUUUGUGUUAAAGGAAAGGCAUGUGUUUUUCCAUCUUAUUGCAAAAGGGGGGCGGGGGAGUCCAACUCCAGCAUAUAUAAUUUCAUGCAGUGGAAACAAUUUGUGUACCUGCUAUGUUGGCUUCAUUCUGUUUUUAUUACGUACAGCUGGGGGUGCACAGGAAGUACAUGGGAAGCAGGGUGGUUGCCAAAUUGUUCUCUACGGCUUAAAAAGGAAAUGGAUGCACAAUGUAAUUUCAAAAUGGAAAAUUCCUUAUUACAAAAAUCAGUUCUCCAUUCUUUUUUUUUUCUUUUUUUUUUUUUUACGUUUUUAUCUCAUCAACCUGAACAUUUGUCACUUUUAUAUAGGCAGUCUAGUCGACAUGCUCACCUCACGUGCCACAUCCUGUUUGGAAGCAGAAAAUCAUCAUAAACCUGUAGAAUUACUACCAAAUUACCCAUUUGCAGCCAAUACAAUCUGUUUUCUUGCAUCCCUUCUGAUCUGUAAUAAUUGGUGUUGCAUCCUAAACUGUCAAUGCACCUUUUAAUGUUGAUGCAUUUAUUUACAUGGGGGAAAUUUUUAUUCCUAACUUAAAGGGACACUAUAGUCACCAGAACCACAACUGCUUAAUGUAGUGGAUAUGAUACCUAUAGCCUGUCACUGCACUGUCAGACAGUGUUUAUAUUGCUGGCUAGUAACACCUCUAGUGGCAGAUUUGAAUCUAUUUUAGUCUAUUUUAAUGCAGUACUUGCAUUCAGUGUAUCCACAAUCUGCAUGGAUACACUGAAUGUUCCCCGUAGAGAUGCAUUCAUUCAAUGUAUCUUUUUGAGGCGAUGCUUAUUGGCGCAGCAUGGCAUUUCUUUCGGGAGAAAUAUCUUUUUCAGCACUAUGUUAGGAAUUGCAUAUUUUGAUUUAUAUUUUAACACUCAAAGCACUUAAACUUGCUAAAGUGCUCUAAGGUUGAUACCUGCCCCUGCAAAUUUAAGAGAUUUUUGGCUGAUUCAGAGCACAGACAGGUUUGUGCAGAUAAAGGUACAUUGAGGAAGAUUUCUGCCAGAUCCAUGCAUUGGAUCAAGAGAUCAGCUGCUAAAAUACCAUUACAUAGCAGCAAACAGAUUUUUGAAGCUGCUGGUGCCUCUGGAGUCCCACGGACAUCAAGGUGUAGAGUUCUCCAGAGUCUUGCAACUGUGCAUAAACCUUCUACUUGGCCACCACUAACCAGUGCUCACAAGCAGAAACUGCUGCGUUGGGCAGAAAAAUACAUUAAGACUUAUUUUCAAACAGUCCUGUGCCGUGCAACCCUGGAUGGUCCAGAUGGAUGGAUUAGUGGAUGGUUGGUGGACGGCCACGCUAUUCCAACAAGGCUGCGACAUCAGCAAGGCGGUGGUGGUCAUGUUUUGGGCCGGAAGCAUGGGAAGAGAGCUGGUCAGCCCCUUUAGGGUCCCCGAAGGUGUAAAGAUGACCUCUGCAAAGUAUGUGGAGUUUCUGACUGACCACUUUCUUCCCUGGUACAGAAAGAAGAACUAUGCUUUCUGUAAUAAAAUCAUCUUCAUGCAUGACAAUGCACCAUCCCAUGCUGCAAAGAAUACAUCUGCAUCAAUGGCUGCUAUGGGGAUAAAAGGAGAGAAAGUCAUGGUGUGGCCUCCAUCCUCCCCUGACCUCAAUCCUAUUGAGAACCUUUGGAGCAUCCUCAAGCAAAAGAUCUAUGAGGGUGGGAGGCAGUUUACAUCCAAACAGCAGCUCUGGGAGGCUAUUCUGACAUCUUGCAAACAAAUUCAAGCAGAAACUGUCCAAAAACUCACAAGUUCAAUGGAUGCAAGACUUGUGAAGCUGCUAUCAAAUAAGGGGUCCUAUGUUAAAAUGUAACGUAAUCCAGCUUCAUCCAGUGUUUAAUUUAAUAAAUAAAAAACACUCACACCCAUGAUUCCCAUAUACCAUGUGUUUUGGUUUUUUUUGUGUGUUUAUUUUUUUUAUUUUAUGUUUGUGAUAUCCAGGUCGGGGCGUAUAGUAGCCCACUAUAACUGUGUUUUCUUAUCGUGUCUAUCUUAUUUUCUAAUUCUCCAUUUUGAUAGGAUGACCGAUUGGGGACUGGCUGUGAUAGUCAAGCCAGUUCAUUAUGAUGUUGUGUUGCUGAGUAGGAAAAAUACCAGAAAAUGGGAAAUUAAAAAGAAUGUGGUUUUUUUUUUGUUUGUUUUUUUUGUAUCACAUGCAUUAUCAUAAAAACAUUCCUGCAAUGUCAAUUUAAGCACUGUUUCCAGUUUUAUUUGAGUUGUUUGUUUUAUAGUUUUGAAACUAAUAAUUUCUUUAUAGUAACUAACGUGUAUGUUUGCAUAUAUUUGUGCUCGCCGGGGCAGAGUUUUUAGGCUAAUGGAAAUUUUGAGCCAUAUGUAUGUGGGUUUACAAAGCUUCCUUUAAAUAUAUAUAUUUUUAAUUUUAACACUUCUCCUCUUCGCUACUUUCUCCUCUUUAGUGAUGCAGGCCACAAGUGCCCAGUAGACAAUGAGAUUCUACUAGAAACCCAACUUUUCCCAGAUAACUUUGCGAAGCGUGAAAUUCUGUCACUAACGGUGAAAUGUCCAAGUGAUGGCUGCACUGCAAAGAUGGAACUGCGACACCUAGAGGUAAGAGGAGUAAGCAGUAUAUCACUCAAAAUGAAUGUGUAAGUAAACCUGACUAUCUAAAGCAGUGGGGUUCCCAGAUCAGUCCUCAUGGCCCAGCAACAGUUCGGGUUGUAUGUUGUUUUUUUUUUCUAUUCCAAUGGAGAUACUAACAAAACCUGGACCAGUGUUGGGUCUUGAGGGGUCAUGGGAAGCACUAAUCUAAAGUGUUAGGUUCUGAUUAAUUAUGCCAAGCCAGGUGGCAUAAUUGAGUUAAGCAGUAAAGCUAUAAAGGCACGAUCUAAAGACUAAAACUGCUUCAUUUUGAUGCCUGUUGUAUCCCUUUAAUUCUAGUGGCUCUAUUUUUAUAUAUAUAUUGUCUAGAAAUUAUUUAUACAUGUUUGUUUUUGCAGCAUCAUAAAAUGAAAUGUGAGUUUGCCACAGUGGACUGCAGGCAGUGCCAGAAACCCUUCCAAAAGUUCAACCUGGAUGCGCACAUGAAAAUGGAUUGCCCGAGGCGGCAAGUGUCCUGCACAAAUUGUGCCCAGCAAGUGCCAUAUGAGGACAUGAUGGUAAGCUCUGAUGACAUGAGGAAGAGGCUGAUAAACAUGUAAGAAAACCUUUUUUCAAGUCUUAUCAUGUGGCCCAGAAUGGUGAUAUCCGUAAGCAAGCAUCCUAGAAGUCUUUCUCGGCUCCUAUAAUAAGAUCUAUCAUUGCAGAGAUGUAGAUCCAUAGCAUAAAUAUGAGAGAAGUUCAGGUUUUUAAUUUUUUUAUUACUUAGCUGGUGGCCAAGCUGUGCAGCAGUAGAGAGGUAUUCAUUAUGACGCUUAUGACGGCAAGACGUUCUGAUUCUAAGGCUCAAAAUGUGGUUGAUGCUCCGUUUAGGCGGCAAAUGUCUAAUUUCUAUGUCUAAACUGUAAGCAAUAUGCAGCUUUCUGGAAGAAAGUUUUAAUUCAGCUAGAUCAUCCAUCCUAAUUCCUGUGACUUUCUUCCAACAUUGCAUCCUACAAGGCAUUGUCUCAAGAGAGGCCUACUUACCCCAUUUAGUUGAAACCAUUAAAGGAACAAUAUAGUAUCGGGAAUACAAACAUGUAUUCCUGACACUAUAGUCCUGAAGUGGCUGUUUAGGUGACCGACCCCCUCUCUUUGCACUAAAAAGAUGAGUUUACUUACCCUUUUCUCCAGCACCGGUCUUAUGCGCAGCAAUAUGCCACACUGCGCCAAACAGCAUCUCUUCAUAGAGGAGCAUUGAAUCAGUCUAUGGAAAAUGUUCAGCCUCCCUUGCAGAGCAUGGAGACGCUGAACACUAGUACUGCACACUGUGUAGCACUGACACAGGAAGAACCUCUAGUUGCCGUCUGAAAAGGCAGUGUUAACUGUAGGGACAUGCUAUAGACACUAGAACCACUACAUUAAGCUGGCAUUACUGGUAACUAUAGUGUCCCUUUAAAAGUUUUCACUUGUUGGAUGGUUUUGUUUAGAUAAGUGGUCACUUCUUCCUCAGCAAAGUGACAAAUCCCAUAGUCCAAUGGCUGGAAGACACAAUAUCUACUAUUAUUUUGUAACAUUGACAUAGAUCUUUAAGAAUUCAUGUAUUUUGUAAUUCACUCUGUAAAAUUUGUAUAAUUGCAGCAGCAUGAUCAGAACUGCCCUCUCGCUUAUGUGACCUGUGAAUAUUGCCAGGAGAAUCUCAUCCGAGAUCAGGUAAGAGGUUUAGACCUCUCUCUUCUCUCAACGUUUGUUCUGGGCUGAGCUUUAACAUUUUAAAUAUCAAUGCAACUAAAUGUAUGGGCUGAAUCUAAAUAGAGAAGAGAACACUAUAGCGUUAGGAAUACAUAGAAUGUGACAGCAGAUAAGAACCAUUCAGCCCAUCUAGUCUGCCCAAUUUUCUAAAUACUUUCAUUAGUCCUCGGCCUUAUCUUAUAGUUAGGAUAGCCUUAUGCCUAUCCCACGCAUGCCUAAACUCCUUUACUGUGUUAACCUCUACCACUUCAGCUGGAAGCCUAUUCUAAACAGUUGGCAGAAAGUAUCCUUACCCCAGCUCUUCCAAAUAAGUGAAAGAAAUAUGGUAUAGCAUAAAUUAUAUCCAGAAAUAAAGUGGAAUCCAUUUUUUGUGCAUUCUGAAUAUGAAUGCAAUUUUGGUUACUUUCCUAGACACACUAAAUUGGAAUCCAUUGGUUGUUUUUAGCAAAUAACUUUAUAUCCAACGUCCUGUUCGAACAUAGCUGACUGUAGGUGACUUUUCUCACUCUCACAGCAAGGCAAGUGUCACUGCAGUGUAGAUACAGUAAAGAAAUAAAACCAAGUUAACCGGGUAUACUAAGCUUUAGUCUUUGUGCUGAGUAAGUUUGUAUUUUGUAAUGACAAAGGAAAGUGGCUUUACUUGAAUUCUUUAUUCCUCUUUUCAAAAGCUUUGUCUGUGUCUAAACCAAUCACAGGAUUUAACCAAUGGAUUUCCCCUUUGACGGUUUUUUUUUUUGGGGGAGGGGUGGUGUCAGACUGCUUUCAACUUCGUUCAGUAAUUCUGUUUAGUCUAAAUGUAGUAAUAAUUAUAGAAAUGUCUAUUUAGAACCAAGCAGUGUCUUCAGAUCUCUGUAAUUCUGCAUAAAAGUUAGGUUUCAGUUUUCAAGAAGGAAUACAUAGCAGGUAAUCUGGUUAAUACAUUCACAUAUGUCUCUCUUAUGGGAUUCCACAUGCAGCGUGAUUACAAAUCCACAUGUCUGUAAAUUACUGUGUUUUUAUAUAUUUAUUUUUUUGUCUUUCUUUUUAGCUCCAUAAUCAUUGUGCUAUGGAUUGUGAAAUGGCCCCAAUUACCUGCACAUACAGUCAGUUUGGAUGUACAGCAAAGGUACCUUUAGAAAUCUUUAUAUAGUUUACAUUGAUGGAUGUACAUCUAAGGAGUAAUGUGGUUUUUGGGUUUUUUUGUGUGCAUUUUUAUUUUAUGUAAAUAGGUUUUUAGUUUUGUCGUUUUUAUAUAGAUAUAUGUAUAUACAGAAUAGUUUUUCUUUGUAGUGCAAAAUUUACAAACACAAUAGUUGAAAAAUGGGGACAUCCAGAAUAUUCCAAAAUAUUUUAAAGAAACGAGAGCAAACCCAUAACAAAUCUUCAAAAAGUUGACUUAUUUUGGAAAUGAAUUUUCUUUUUCUUUUUUCUUUCCUCUUCUUUCACGCUGUAGCCUUAUGCUAUAAUUGUUUUCAUUAUUUUGUUAUUUGUUUCACAUCAGUCAACACUCAAUACUCCAUAAUGAUAAGUCGUGUGUGAGAGGGAGGACUAGAUUUUUUUGUUUUGUUUUGUUUUUGUUUUUUAAUAGCAUUCUAGGAUAAUCUAAAAAUUUUAGAUGAAAUGUCUCCCUCUGUCUUUUAAUACCAUGGUAUGCAUUUCUACCUUAGUAACAUUACAGCCAAAUUACUAUCAAUUCCAUCUAUGACGCUCUUUACUCCCCUCCCCCUCCCCUCCAAAAAAAAAGGGUCACUGCGAGGGAGUAGCAGGAUCUUGGAGCAGGUUUUUGAUGCUAAACUAAAUUAACAAAUAAUUAAAAAAAAAAAGCUUAACACAUUAAAUUGUCAGCCUGUUAUGGUGGUUGUUCCCCUAGCCUGCCCCCUUGCACAAUCCCCAGUUCUUUGUCAAGCCACCUUUUAACUGUAUGACACAUACAAAGUUCCCCAGAUUCCCCUACUCCGGCCCCCUGCUCGAAUAAUUGUAUUUCAAAAACUCUCUCUCAAGUGUUUUGAAACAAAACUAAGGAGAUGUCACCAUUGACAUAGCAAAGUCAAGGGUCAAUCCUGCUAUUUGUGUUUCUUCUCCCCAAAGCGGUUCCUUGCCAAGGAUGUUUUAUAAUAGUAAAUGUAUAGGGACCCAUUCAUUUUCAUAUUAAAAUAUCUGCUUUACAUGAGUAGGCUAGUAUAUACUAAAAGAACCUGUUCACUAAAAAAAUGAAGUGAAGGAAACUGCAAUAUGCAGCAAACUUGGGGGAAAAAAGAGGUUCUAUUUCUAGUUUCGCUAUUUUGCAUUUAGUUUGCAAAUCCACCACAAUUCACUUUUUAUGGCGUUAUUCACGGAACUGAGAAUUGUCAGAAAUAUUCUCCAAGUCUGCUGUGCUUCCAGUUUGGCUACUUACUUAAAGGACCACUAUAGGCACCCAGACCACUUCAGCUCAAUGAAGUGGUCUGGGUGCCAGGUCCCCCAGGUUUUACCCCUGCAGCUGUAAAUGUUUACACUAGGGUUAAUUCAGCCUCUAGUGGCUGUCUCACUGAUAGCCGCUAGAGGCACUUCCGCAAUUCUCACUGUGAAUAUCAGUGAGAAGACGCUGGACGUCCAUAGGAAAGCAUUGAGAAAUGCUUUCCUAUGGACUGUCUGAAUGCGCGCACGGCUCUUGCCGCGCAUGCGCAUUCAGCGCGUACGUCGGGAGAGGAGGAGAUUUGCCCAGCGCUGGAGAAAGGUAAGUGUCUAACCCAUUCAGCCCAGCGGGAGUGGGAACCUAAAGACCCUAUAGUGCCAGGAAAACGAAUUUGUUUUCCUGGCACUAUAGUGGCCCUUUAAUACAGAGCCCUGGUGACUAUGCCCUGUGGUUACCACAGUGCUAGCGAAUUUAGUGAUACACUUGCUCUUGCCUGGUUUCUUGUCACUGUUGUCUCCAUAAAUGGAACACCAGAGGACAAAAUGCUGCUUGUGAUAUUGCAUGUUUGUAGGAAUGAUGCCUGAGGAGUUGCUUGUAAGAUGGAGUUUUGGGAGGAGUCUACUUGUGGGAUCUAAUUUAAGGAUGGGGCUCUAUGUGGUGAUGUGGGCGGGGUAGGGCCUUUAGUGUAUGUGGAUAUGAGCAUUUGUGUGGUGUUUAAUACUGGCUAUAGUGUGUAGAGGGGUACAUAGGACAAGUAGUGUGUGCAUAUGACAAGAUAAGGGCUGAAGGGUUUUGGAGGUAAGGACUGUAGAGGGGGAAAGGGGCUGUAGUGCUUGGCAUGUUAAAAAAUAACAGUGAUUUAGUUCAGAUCAUAGGUGAUUUACUGUGGGGGUUAAAGGCAGUAUUGGUGGAUAUGGGCUUUUGGUUAGGCAUAAAAACAUAGUUUAUUACCCUCUCCAAAUGCCAUGGAGGGGAUGGAGUUAAUCCCUGGUUGUCCAAUGGGCUGAUUAUUUGGUUUGCACCCCCAGCGGAUUUAGACCACAUGUACGACUCCCUCAUGGCAUAUGACAGUCAGUAAGGAAUCAGAGCAUUGCUGUGGUAUUACACGGUAAUGCUCUGAUCCACUACAGAGAGUGAUUCAGACAGUCUGCAUCAGUUGAAGAUGCAGUUCAUAAGCGGACUAGGCAACCCCAUAGCACCUCACAGGGUGUUUGCUUCAGAUACCAUUUGCCUCUGCUAGCGGGUUCCUCACCAGGCAUGUGCUACGUUUCUGGGAGGCACUAUAGCCGCUACAGCCAUAUUUUUAACAAAUGUAUACAUUGCGCCACAUUUGUGGGCGCUUAGAGUGUCCCUAUAAAAGAAGUAUGUAAAAUCAGUCUGUGGAUUGAUGACUAGAGUAGAUUUGAACUUCACUGAUAGAUAGAUAUAACAUGUCAGCCAUUUAUUGUUGCACAUGGUAGAUGCAAUGCUGGUUUCCAUUUAAUAUAUGCAUUUUAUUUUUUAUGUUCUUCAGAUGCAGCGGAAUGAGCUGGCUCUUCAUCUGCAGGAAUUCACCCAGGCUCAUAUGCAGAUGAUGGCACAUACAGUGUUCAACAUCAGCAGCAGUCUUACCCCUACAAGCCCUCUAUCCAACCUCUCCUUUACAAACUUAGGAGCAUUUCAGCCUGGUCCUCCCUCUGUGCUUCCGGUCCCUUCAUCCCUUCUGUCACAUCAGCAUGACUGCAGCCAGGAGACACAGCACUUGAGGGAGACCAUCGACCAGCUGGAGGGGCGCUUGGUGAGACAGGAUCAUCAGAUUCGAGAACUAAUCGCCAAGAUGGAGACACAGACCAACUAUGUCACAGAACUUAAACAAACAAUACGAUCCCUGGAGGACAAAAUGGUAGAAGUAGAGGCUCAGCAUUGCAAUGGCAUCUUUGUAUGGAAGAUUGGUAAUUUCAGUACACACCUGAAAAACCAAGAGGAGGACAGACCAGUGGUAAUACACAGCCAAGGGUUUUACACUGGUAAGCCUGGAUACAAGCUCUGCUUAAGACUGCACCUUCAGCUUCCCAGUGCGCAACGCUGUUCCAAUUAUAUCUCCCUCUUUGUUCACACCAUGCAAGGAGAGUAUGACAGCCUCCUUCCUUGGCCUUUUCAGGGAACCAUACGUCUUUCCGUUCUUGACCAGUCUGAAGGCUCUGUUCGACAGGAUCAAGAAGAGGUGAUGGAAACUAAGCCAGACCUUUUGGCUUUCCAGAAGCCCACAAGUUUUCGCAACCCUAAGGGAUUCGGCUACGUCACUUUUAUGCACAUUCAAGCACUGAAGCAGCGGCAGUUUUUAAAAAAUGACACUCUUCUAGUACGCUGCUCUGUCAUCACACACACAGAAGCAAAUAGCCUGCGUAGAGAAGGAUUUAAUCCACGCAGUUCAGAUGGAACACUAUGA